CCUGGAUGUUGUGACACUUUGCAGCCAUGCUGAUGCUGCUGCUGCUCCUGCUGCUCUGCCUGCAAACUUCACUGCAACAACAGACUCCUCCUCCUGGUCGCUGUGAUAUCUCACAGAGGGUGGACAUGCACACCUCCUGCACCUCUUGUGCCGCCGUCAGCAGCUGCCCCCACGGCUUCAGCAGGGGGGGCACGACCAACUGCAGUUACGUGGUGGAGAUCGGCGGCAGAGAGAUGACGUUGGAUGGAUGUCAGCACAUCUGUGCGAAGGGGUUCAUGCAGCCACAAUGCUGCCCAGGUCACUGGGGACCUCUUUGUCUCUCCUGUCCCAGCUGGUCGGGGAAGACCUGUAACUUCCACGGAACCUGUUUCGAUGGAGACCUCGGCAAUGGGACCUGCAUCUGUGAUGACGGCUUCUCUGGUUUUGCCUGUCAGGAGUGUAAGAAUCAGAAGGUCUUUGGAGAAAAGUGCGAUAAAGAGUGUGACUGUGCACAUGGACUGUGCAAUAAAGGUCCAGAAGGUGAUGGAGAGUGUUUGUGUCAGCCGCCGUACACCGGGAAGCGCUGUGACCAAGUGUCUAGCAGGUGCAGUAACUGCAGCCCCUACUCGUACUGCAAAGGAGUGGCCGCCGACUGUGAAUGUUUGCCCGGAUACAGGAGGACGGCGCAGGGAAAAUGCGCAAGUAUUUGCUCACCGAGGGAUUGUGACGUCAACGCCCAGUGCUCCUCGCAGGGGUCAAGGGUCACCUGCGUCUGUAAGCCGGACUACCAGGGCGACGGCAGAAUCUGCGUACCCAGAAACCUUUGCUCCGAGAACAACGGCGGGUGUCCCAUCAACUCGACCGUCUGUGUCUUUAAAGGACCCAACAAGUCCAGCUGCGAGUGCAUGUUCGGCAUGUCCCCUGUAGGUGGCAGCGCUGAGUUUGGCUGUCAGCUGGUCUCUGCCUGCUCAGCGGACACCUGCGACCCCACAGCCGUCUGUCAGACUGAACUGGAUGGACAUCCCAGGUGCGCGUGUGAGGCGGGUGAGAUUGGUGACGGACACCGUUGCUAUGGUACCCUGAUGGAGCGGCUGAUAGAGCUGGACAGGAGUGGGAGCCAGAGAGAAAAUCUGACCGGAGCCGUCGCCAUGUUUGAGAAGGGCUGUGCAAUGCUGCUGAGUCACAACGGACCCUUCACAGCGUUCAUCCCCGUGUUGAAAACACCUCUGACUGGUGUUAAUGAGGAGCUGGUGUGUAAAAACCACCUGAUCCUGGGCCAGCACCUCUACAAGGAUCUGGAGGGACGCGAUUUCCACCUGUACGGAGGAUCCAGGUGGAGGAGCAAAAACAACAAGAGGUUCAUCCUGAUGGAAAACCCCAGCAGACUGUACAACGUCAUCCAGGAAGACCUGCCGGCAGCCAAUGGGAUCAUCCACAUCAUCGACCGGCCAAUCACAAACACACGUUCUGACAAGUCUCCUCGUGAUGAACAGUUUGCUGAAAUGACGAUCGGAGAGAUUCUGACUAAGGAUGACAAAUUCAACCGCUUCCUGUCGCUGGUUGAUAACUGCGGGUCACCACCCCCCUUGCGGGGUCCCGGUCCCCUGACUGUGUUCGUCCCCACCAACGAGGCUGUGGACAAAUCCAGAGACGGCAGCAUCUUGUACAUGCUGCACGAAGACAAAUAUAAGCUUCAGGAACUUCUCAGACACCACGUUUUCUCCCAGGCGGAGGUGUCCGUCGACGAGUUAACGGUUCUCGCGCAGUUUCAGACGAUGGCCAAUCAGAUUGUCACCAUCACUGUGUCUAAUGAUGGUGAGAUCCUACUGGGCGAAAAGGGCGUCCAUCUGCAUCUGACGAGCACGAACAUCGUGGCGUCCAACGGGAUCAUCCACAUGAUUGACGGGCUUCUGUACCCGCCCUCCAUCCUCCCCAUCCUGCCGCACCGCUGCGACGUCAUCGAGAGCAAAAUCGUCGUGAGUCCAUGUGUUCACUGCAGUUACCUCUAUGAGACUGCAUGUCCAGACGGCACCACUGAAAUGGCCAGUCAUCAGAUCGGCUGCGAUUACGUCACGUCUCCCCUCCGGCCGACGCUCAGCAAAGGCUGCGCCAAGUUCUGCAACGCCACCAAAAAGGUCGCACAGUGCUGUAAAGGUUUCUAUGGUCCCGACUGUAAACCCUGUAUCGGAGGAUUCCAGCAUCCCUGCUACGACAAAGGAACGUGUUUUGACGGGAUCCAUGGCAACGGCUCGUGCAGCUGUCAGCCAGGCCUCAAGGGUGUCGCCUGCCACAUCUGUGCGGAUCCAUCCAAGCACGGAGAACGCUGUGAUGAAGAGUGUCGCUGUGUCCACGGCGUGUGCGACAACCGUCCGGGCAGCGGCGGCGUGUGUCGGAGAGGAUCCUGUAUGGACGGGUACUCCGGAGACAGCUGUGACAAGACGGCCACGCCCUGCAACUCCGACGGCCUGCAGGAGCACUGUCACAUCCACGCAUACUGCACACACGCGGGCCUGCACACCACGUGCUUGUGUCGGGAUGGAUACGAGGGUGACGGUCACUCCUGUUCCCUCGUCAAUCCCUGCCUGAAGAGCAACCGUGGGGGCUGCCACUCCAACGCAGAGUGUGUGUUUGUGGGUCCAGGUAACACGGCGUGUUUGUGUAUAGAGGGUUGGACAGGUGACGGCAGAGUGUGUGUGGAGAUCAACAACUGUCAGCUGGAGAGUCGAGGAGGCUGCAGCCUCGACGCCGACUGCAACCACAUCGGACCUGGACAGAGUGAGUGUGUUUGUAAAACAGGUUACAUGGGGAACGGUAUUUUGUGCGACCUCAUUAACCCCUGCCUCAAGAAGAACGGAGGCUGCCACGACCUGGCGCACUGUGAGGUCUCUAAGGAGGGCGGGGCUCACACCUGUACCUGUCCUGACGGCUACGCUGGAGAUGGAUCCAUCUGCUUCGGGUCACUACUGGAGGAGCUGGACAUGAACCCGAAGAUGUACAGUUUCUACCGGAUGACUCAGAAAUACAGUCACAUCUCUGAGGACCUGGACGGGAACUUCACAGUGUUGGUUCCGACCAGAGAAGCCAUUAGGAACAUGAGUGCAGAUCAGGACUCGUUCUGGAACGGCAGACACCACCUGCCUCACUUCUUGCGAGCCCACAUCGUACUGGGGGUCUACUCGAUGGAAGACCUGGACAGGAUGGUGGGCAGCAGGCUGCCAACCAUGAACCCCUUCACCAACUGGGAGAUCAGCAACAACAGCGGGGUGAUCCACAUUGGAAACGCCUCCAUCCUCGCACACAACCUGCCCGCCAUCAAUGGCUACAUCCACAUCAUAGACCGGAUUCUGGCUCCAUCCCGCUCACACCUCCCCCCCGAGCCCCCCACCCUGAUGGCCUUCCUCAACUCCUCCUCCACCUUCACUCUGUUCAGACGGCACGCUCUGUUGUACAAUCUGUCAGAUGAUCUGAGUGUGUUUGAUUUCACGCUCCUGCUGCCAACAGAUGAUGCCAUCCGGCAGCACCUCAGCAGGACUAACUCCUCCCUCCUGGACCCCGAUGUGUUCAGGUACCACGUGAUCCUCAACGAGCUGCUCUUCCCCGACCACCUGUCUGACGGCACGUUGAAAAGCACCCUGCUGGGCAGCGAUUACCAGGUCCAGUUCCACUUAAACGACUACAACCAGACGGCCGUGAACGACGUUCCUCUUAACGGCACUUUCACCGAGACGCAGAACGGCGUCAUCAUCGUCCUCCCUCGGGUCCUGAAAACCCGACGCAACAAAUGCAGCAAACAGGUCAACCUGCAGGUCAACGGACGGUGCUCAGACUGCGAGGGACCGCCUCGAUGCCUCUUCAGCUACAAACCGAUCAAAGAGCAGUUUCCGGCCAACAUGCGAUCCAACUGUAAAUUCAGGAAGCGAGUUGGAUUCAGGAGGAAGUCGAUGCCAGGCUGUGUCAUCAAAUGUCUUCGGUUAACCACGGAUCACUCCUGUUGCCCCGGUUACUACGGCCACGAGUGCUUCAAAUGCCCCGGAGGCGUCGGCAGCUGGUGCUCCAAUCACGGGGAGUGUCAGGACGGUAACCACGGCAACGGGGAGUGCCGUUGCUUUGAGGGUUUCCACGGCACCGCGUGCGAGGACUGUGAGCCGGGACGAUACGGAGUCAACUGCUCCUCCAAGUGUGUGUGUAACCACGGGAAGUGUGAGGACGGUCUGGCAAGAAGUGGCAGGUGUGUUUGUUACAAAGGUUGGAAAGGAGCUUCCUGCUCUAUAGAGAUCAAGGAUGAUGCCUGUGGAGGUGUGUGUGACGAGAACGCCAACUGUAUAACAGGACCAAAGGGCACAGCUGCUGCCUGUGUGUGUGUGGCUGGAUAUGAAGGCAAUGGAACUUACUGCAAAGAGAUGGAUUUGUGCAGCAGGUCCAACGGUGGAUGUUCAGAGUUUUCCGUUUGCUUGAGGGUCUCAGCAGGAGAGAGGACCUGUACCUGUGGAGAGGGGUACAUUGGAGACGGGGUCGUCUGCCUGGAGAUUGACGGUUGUCUGGUCAACAAUGGAGGCUGCCACAAGUCAGCAGAUUGCACCCGAACGGGCCCCAACACGACGGCCUGCAGUUGUCGGCUUGGCUUUCAAGGACCAGGGAGGGUCUGUUUCCCCGUCAACCCCUGCAGAACUAGAAAUGGCGGCUGCAGUGCGCAUGCUCGCUGCGAGUACAUGGGUCAGGGUCAGAGGAACUGCACCUGCUACAGAGGCCACGUGGGCGAUGGCUUCAAUUGCCGGGGAAACACCAACAAUGAGGUGUUCCGCAAAACCGAGAACGUCUUCUUCCGUCGAAUGUUAUCUAACUCAGGCACUCGUGGUUUUCAGGGCGACGGACCGUUUACCGUCUUCGUCCCUGUAGAGGAAACCAACAAAAACUCCAUUGUUGAUGAAUGGGAGCAGUCCGGUCGUCUCGCUGACCUGGUUCGUUACCACAUCGUUUCCUGUGAGGUUUUGACCUUGAGUGACCUCAAAACCAGCAAACUCGCUGUCGCUAUGUCAGGACACAAACUGCACUUCAGCCUGCUGCAGGGUUCAGUCUGGGUCAACAACCGCUCGAGGAUCGUGAAGAGUGACUACACGACUUCUAACGGAGUCAUCCACCACAUCGACACGCUGCUGACGCCCUACAGGCUGCAGGACAAACCGAGCUUCCAGUCCAAGGUGAUGAACUUCACGUCAGCAGCUGAGUUUUAUGGCUACAGCCGCUUCUACAAACUUGUGGAGGAUGUGGGGUUACUCCCCAUGCUCCAGAUGUCCAUCCAUCAGCCGUUUACCAUGUUCUGGCCCACAGACGAGGCCCUCAACUCCAUGCCGGCUGAAAGACAGCAAUGGCUCUCCAGCCCCGACCACCGAGACCAAGUGGCUUCCUUAGUGAAGGCUCACAUCAUACGCAACGCUAGGUUGUUGGGUGUCGCUCAGCCGGAAAAAUACUCAUCAUUCCGCACCAUGCACGGAUCCACCAUCAAGUACCACUGUGACAAGACCCUGGUGGGGGCUGUAUGGCUUAAUGAGAAUGCAGCCAGGGUAGUGGAGCGCUACCUGAACUUCAAAGAGGGCAUUGCCUACGGCAUCGACCAGGUACUGGAACCACCGGGCAUUGGAGCGUUCUGUGACAACCUGGAGAACAAAACCACUGCGGCUCGCUGUGGACGCUGCACCUUCCCUCCAACCUGCCACUCCAGACACCAAGACACGGGAAAGACGGAGUCUUGCUUCAACAGGUCCCCCCCGAUCGGGCGGCGCCACUCACAUUGGUACCCCUUGGACAAUCCUUUCAGCAUGAUGGGCUGUAAGAGAGUAUGUCAGUUUUCUUCCUGGGUCAAAAAGUGCUGCAAAAACCACUACGGCCGAGACUGUCAAGUUUGUCCAGGUGGCCUGGAGGCCCCUUGUAGUAACCACGGUUACUGCGACGAUGGCAUGCAGGGUUCAGGAAGAUGUAGAUGCUUCAAAGGCUUCAUCGGCAAAGCCUGCGAACUGUGUGCCGUGUCCAGCUACGGCCCCAACUGCACAGGCUGCAACUGCGGGCAGCACGGAAGGUGUGAUGGAGGCAUGGAAGGUUCCGGAAAGUGUUUCUGUAACUCCGGCUGGCAAGGCGACGACUGCCAGAUCAACAUCGGUGAGUUUAAGCACCUGAUUGCAAUCAAUGAAACCUUGAUCCCAGAGGAGUGCCGGCGGUGCCACGCUCAGGCCGACUGUGUGCCGGGUUCUGGUUGUCAGUGCAAACCCGGGUUCCAGGGCAACGGCACCUUCUGCGACCCAGAGCCACCUCCAGACCUCUGCUCAGAGUACAACGGCGGCUGUCACCAAAACGCAGACUGUAACCAGACGGCGCUGCUCGUCAACUGCACCUGUCACAGUGGUUACCAAGGAGACGGCUACUCUUGCGAGCCCAUCAACAGGUGUACCGAAGAGCAGAACGGCGGCUGCAGCGACUUUGCCUCCUGCAAGUUCACCGGUCCAAACGAGCGUCAGUGCGAGUGCCUGCCGGGGUUCUUGGGUACCGGAGUCCAGUGUCUGGAGAAGGUGGUGCCCCCCGUUGACCGCUGCCUGGAGGACAACGGAGGCUGCGACCCCGCGGCCAUCUGCAAGGACCUGCAUUACCAUGCCAACACGGCGGGAGUCUUCAACCUGCGCUCUCCAGACGGGAAGUACAAGAUGAACUUCAGUCAGGCCGACGCCGCCUGCCAGGCCGAGGGCGCCACGCUGGUCAACUUUAAACAGCUCGGAGACGCACAGCAGCUGGGGAUGCACCUGUGCGUGGCCGGCUGGAUGGAGGGGGGCAUGGUGGGGUACCCGACCCGCUUCCCCUCCCUCAAGUGCGGAGACAACCACGUGGGCCUGGUGAUCUACAAAGAGCCCGUGGACCAGAGCAGCAAGUACGACGCCUACUGCUACAGGCUCAGAGAUGUUUCGUGUGUGUGUCCUGCCGGUUACAUUGGAAACGGAGAUUUCUGUAACGGCGUCCUGACCAGCGUCCUCGCAACGUCCAGCAACUUCUCCAUCUUUUACAAGUUGUUGUUGGACUACAGCGGCCGGUCCUCGGAGGGCAAACAGCUCGUUCAGUUCAUGUCUCACAGGAAGUCCGAGCUCACGCUGUUUGUUCCUCACAACGCCGGCUUCGGUGCAAACCAGACUCUUUCUGGGAGAGAUCUCGAGUAUCACGUGUCGACCAAUCACAGCAUUCGACCAUUUAAAGAUCUGAGACACCAGGAAGUCAUCGUAUCCAGGCUCGGAUUCAACCUGACUGUCACCCACGGCAACAACGAGAACUCUAAGCUGGUGAACCGGCGGAUGCUGUUGGAGUGGGACAUUCCUGCUGCGAACGGGAUCAUCCAUGUGAUCGAGGGCCCGCUGACGGCCCCCCCCGCACCGAUCCCCCAUCACGCUUCCCGAGGCCACGCCCACUCAAGCGGCACAGUGUCGGCCAUCUUGGUGUCGGUGUUGCUGGCGUGUGUGUUGGCUGCACUCGGCUACUACGUCUUCAAGCACAAGACGGACGCCUUCCGCUUCCACUACUUUAGGGACGAGGACGAGGACGGUGCGCCGGGCGGCCGGACGAAGCCCACGCUGGUCUCCAUUCCCAACCCGCUGUACAGCGGCUCCAGAGCCUUCAGCGAGCCGUUUGGGGACGCCGGUCCGGGGAUGGAGCCAGAAGAACCGGAAGAGCCUCCAAAGAUUCUGGACCUGGACCAGUAGAACUGGAGCGGUCUGUUUACAUACCACAAUAACCCGUUGGCUGUAACCUUGCUCAGCUUUUUCUCAGAUCGUCUGUAUCCAAAUAAGAAAUAAAAGUCAGUUAACUUAA
Molecule: messenger RNA, 7821 nt
Organism: Cyclopterus lumpus (lumpfish)
Lineage: Eukaryota; Metazoa; Chordata; Actinopteri; Perciformes; Cyclopteridae
Gene: stab1
Product: stabilin 1
Exons: 70
Coding region: 27-7712 (2561 amino acids)
Biological process (GO): cell adhesion
Molecular function (GO): hyaluronic acid binding
Source: RefSeq, a predicted model, not a curated record